UUGUUGACCUGUGCGUCAUUUGAACGUUAGUGUCGUUUAUUGCAUGUGUUUUUUUAAAAUAAUCUACAUAUUUAUAGGGCGAACUACAUUAAAUACAAUUAGAGUGUCUUCGUGUCAAGAUCAACUAGAUCGCUUUAAUAGGCGCGCGAAUGAGCUGAGCCGGCUAACAACUUAGCUACAUUGUGGUUAGCAUCACACGGCUAGCAUAUUUUGGAAUUUUGUGGAAAAAUGUGCAAGUUCCAAAAGAUUAGAGCGUUGGUGAGGCAGCGAUUAAAUGUUGCCAUUGAAGAAAUAUUUGUGGUGUUUGAAAGAGCCGUAGCAGAGUACGAGGAGGAACUAUGUCGGACCAAAGAGGAGAACGAGCGACAACGCGAGCUGUUGAGCAAUGUUUACAAAAGUCAAGACAUCCAGCGGGUUUCACUGGAGAGUCAAGAAGAAAUUCCCCGAGAGCAGCAAAAGUGUGUGGAGCAGGAGGAGCCACAGCCCCCCCACAUUAAAGAAGAAGAAGAAGAGGAGGAGCUUGAAGGACUGAAGGGGGCUGACAUCAGCACGUUCACGGUGAAGAAUGAAGACGACGAAGACAGUGAGGCUCAGUCCUCUCAGCUUCAUCAGGACAGCAAAGGGGCGGAGCCUCUCACUCACCGCACAAGAGAAACUGGUGGAGGAUCACAACGCGACGCUAAAGAACCUUUGGAAAGGACCGAGGACUUGACGUGUUCGGAAUGUGGGAAAACAUUCGCUCACAAGGGUCACAUGACCGUCCACUUGAGGACACACACCGGGGAGAAACCUUUCCCCUGCGCACUUUGCCCCAAAAGAUUCGCCCGCAAGUCGGACAUGAAGUUGCACCUGGCGACGCACGCGGCCCACAACCCUUUCAGGUGUCCCGUCUGCGCCAAGAGCUUCCCGGUCAAGAAGUACUUGAUGAUACACGCCAGAAGACACGUGGCCCACAAACCUUCCGCGUCCUCCGUCUGCGCCAAAAUAUUUGCCACCAAAGCAGAGAUGGAAUCUUACAUGACAACGGAAGCUGGCGAAGAGCACCGUGGGGGGUCCCCGGCAGAUGUGGACGACAGGAAGUCAGACGUGGACGACAGGAAGUCCCACUCUUCUGAGAACGAAGCCUUAGAACCUCCAAAGGACCCGAAAAGCGACCUGGGCAGCAAGCGCUUUACGUGCUCGCAGUGUGGGAAGACGUUUGUCCGUAAGGGGGGUCUGACUCGACACCUGCGGACGCACACGGGAGAGAAACCUUUCAGCUGUUCAGUUUGCGCUAAAAGGUUCCCCACCCGGUCCAACAUGAAAGUUCACAUGGCGUUGCACACCAACGAGAAGCCUUUCAAAUGUUUGAUCUGCGCCAAAAGAUUCCCGCUGAGGAUAUAUUUGGUCAAACACAUGAUCAGACACUCCACGGAGAAACCUUUUCACUGCCCGUUCUGCGAUAAAAGGUUCGCGACCAAGGCGGAGGUGGAGCGUCACGUGGCCAUCCACACCGGGGACAGGCCCUUCACGUGCUCCGUGUGCGCCAAAGGCUUCUUGAACAAGGGGGACAUGGUCGUCCACAUGAGGAGGCACACCGGGGAAAAACCUUUCAGCUGCACCGUGUGCGAGAAAAAGUUCAUUAGUAAGGGUCUGCUCAAAAGACACAAGUGCACCGGGGACGUCCGCGAGGUGUUGGUGGGAAGUGAGGACGAAGGAGAGGAGGAGCCACAGCCCCCUCGUUUUAAAGAGGAGGGCAUGUGGGAGGAGCUUGAAGGAAGCAAGUUCACAUUGAAGCAUGAAGAUGAUGAAGACAAAGCGGAGUCCUCGCAGCUUCAUCACAGCGGGAGUGAGGACAACAAAGGGGCGGAGCCUCCAUCUCACGAGGACACAAACUUUGCUCUCCUGUCAGACACGGACGACAAGAUGUCGCACUCUUCGGAGAACGAGCACAGCGACAACGCCAAGGGCGGCGAGAAGGCGUGUCUGGGCGACACGGGACAUCACGCCGACAACAACCGAGUGGCGUGCUCCGAAUGCGGCAAGUCUUUCGUCUACAAGGGAGAUCUGAAACGACACAUGCGAACGCACACCGGAGAGAAACCCUUUGCCUGCACCGUCUGCGCCAAAAGGUUCGCUCGCAACUCCGACAUGAAGAUACACGCGGUGACGCACAUGGACGAGAAACCCUUCAACUGUUCGACUUGUUCCAAGCGCUUCCCGUCCGAGAAAUCCCUGCUGACGCACGCGCGGCGACACACGGCGAGGAAACACUUCGCCUGCUCGUUUUGCGCGAAGCGGUUCAUCACCAAAACGGAACUGGAGACCCACGUGAGGACACACACCGGGGAAAAACCCUUUUCUUGUCCGGUGUGCGCCAAGAGGUUCUCGCUGAAGGGGGACAUGGUGAGGCACAUGAGAACGCACACGGGCGAGAAACGCUUUCCCUGCUCGGUUUGCAUGAAAAGCUUCUCUCGCAAGGAGGACAUGAGGAUCCACAUGAGGACGCACACCGGAGAGAAACCCUUCAGUUGCGACGUGUGCCAGAAAAGCUUCGCUUACAGGAAGCAGAUGAGGAAACACAAAUGUGUUGUUGCUGACAGCACAGCAGGACUCGCCGACUCUCACAGCUAUUCACACGACUUGGGACACUGAUAAGGUCUUCUUUUUAGCAUCAUGUACAUUCAAGACGCUCAAGUUAGUUUUGUUUUAAAGGCAACAAAGCAAACGAAUGGUCUUUCUUGCCAAUAAUGAACUGUAUUUUACUUUAAUGCCAAGAGAUACACAAUAUGAUCACUCCUAACUCAAUGCAGCUCGUUUGUGUGAAAGAAUGUUUAUCACCUGCGGGGAAAAGUGUCGUUAUUUUCAGCGUGCACACAAUUUAUGAUUAAACU
This is a messenger RNA of Nerophis lumbriciformis (worm pipefish), 2873 nucleotides long. RefSeq lists its product as uncharacterized. Lineage: Eukaryota; Metazoa; Chordata; Actinopteri; Syngnathiformes; Syngnathidae. The record is from RefSeq and is a predicted model, not a curated record. Gene Ontology annotation, biological process: regulation of transcription by RNA polymerase II. Gene Ontology annotation, cellular component: nucleus. Gene Ontology annotation, molecular function: DNA-binding transcription factor activity, RNA polymerase II-specific.